AUGGGCUUGGCAUUUCUCCAUUUUCUGAGGCUCCACUACAUGAGAAAUGAUAAUGUAAGCUAUCUGAUAUGGACAGUCGACGCUGCGACGUGCACAGCUCAUCACUCACUGCUGCGGGCCAUCAAAUCUGAACUGACUCAAGUGACAGCCACCAGCACGCGGGACAGAGCGUAUCACGCGCUAGUGAGCAGUAUAAGAAUCUCGGCGCGCGCGACUCCUUCUCUUCUCCUCUUCUUCUCCAUCCGAGUGCACGGUAAGCAAAGCCACCCUCACACUUCCACAACAUCGACCAUCGAUUCGUCCGAGAUUGCGUUUUUGCUAGUUGAAAACUAUCAACUGACCGCUCUCGUUGGUCUUCGGAUCGGCGAGGAAUUUUUGACAACCUGCCUUGGAGAAGAAGAGUGGCUCGUUGACAUCAAUACAACACGUUCGAUGGAGACCAACAAUCCUUCGCGGAGCAGGAUACGGAAUGAGGACAGUGAAGAGGGUCUGGCGGGCAGCCGCAGCCUUUGGCAUCUUGCAAGCAAAGACAUGCCCGUUGUCUGCGGCUGGACAGAUGGACAGGAAGGAGCUGCACGUGGGCAUGGCUUCAUAGACAACAACAUCGGGAGCACGGAACGGACUAGACUUGACGACUUGCGCCCUUUCAUAUCGCCGCAAACCCAUAGUGCCAAACAGAAUCUACGCUUCACGUGCGGAUCGCUGCAUCUGCAUCUGCGGGAACAAAGCUGCCGCCAGCAAUCGCUGCUGCGUCUCAAAAGCUCCGCAAUAGCUUCGAUGCUUCCGUCUGAGACACCGCCAACCACGCACCACGGCAGUCACAGCAUGCGCAUAAAACGGGGACUUCCUGCGAGCGAAGCUGAGGGCCCGCCUCUCAAGCGACAGUCCUCGUCGCCGGCAUACUCACCUCGAAGCCCGCGCAACAUGCCAGUGCCCCUCCAAGACUCACUUGAUAUCUUGCAGCAUCACACGAGCUUCGACCUCCCCGAAUCGCCGACAUCACGUACAUCGCAGGAAUCACCGCUCACAUCCGCAAUGGACGUAGAUGCGCCUUCUGUUCCUGACGCCGACGACUAUUUGCCGUCAUCGCCAACACCACGUGCAGCCACCGAUGCCAAUCCCGAGGCCACACCACCUGCGCGUGACAGGGAAGACAGCGGCGUUGAUCGCAGCUUCGACCUGGCCGCAUUGAGCCCCAUCAUACGAGAGAAGCACUAUCGAACAGCGUUUGAGACCCUGGUCAUUCCACUCAAAGAUCUCAACCCUCCGCCACCAUGUCACCAGUAUCCUCCCAUUGCCGAAGAGAUAUUCGAGGGCUAUCUGCGCCACGCCACUUUCGUGGCCAGAGUAUGGAUCAACUACGAUGCAGUCACUCAAAAAUUCUUCCUCGAACCUGACCGCCUCGCGGGAUGCGGAGAAAUGCGUCUCAGCGGCGAGAAACGUCGCUAUCUUGAGUCAUAUGGCGACGCACUCGAGUUCGGUUCGGUAUGUUUCGAGAUUGGUACCCCAUUCCGUGUGCUUGCAAGGAUGUGCAUCGAUGUGAUCCGUCAAGAAAUGGAAGACUCGGAUGGCGAAAGUGUUGAAGGACCCAUGGAGCGCCUCGAUGUUGGUGCAUCGCUGCUUGAUCCGAUCACGGGAAAGAACACAAUUUUGAACGGUGGUCUGCUUAAGCUGUGGGUUGUGAAGAUUCGGGAUAUGCUUCGAAGGAUGCAACCAGGUGCACAACAAGGCCAAUCCGGUUUGCGUCUCCAAGAUUUGGACAAUAUCGCGAGGUGGCUGAUGUACCAUCCACACACUCAAGAUGAAGUGGACAAAUCGUUUGACGGCUCAAUUCGCUUCUCGGGGAGCAAGAACAAGCACGGACUCUCCGAGAGCAGGCAUAGAAGCAACAGCAUCAAAAUAUGUAACGCUCUCGGUAUCACCCUCGGAAGGUUGACCUACUUUGGUAUGCGGCAGCUCCGGAUAGCAAUCUUGCGAAGUGAGUUCAAGCCAUAUUUUCUUGUUCCGAAAUUGCAAGUCGUGACUGGACUUGCCAUCUCGAGCCAAACUUCACCUUCUUACGCGAAACCUUUCGCCUUAGGCAGCUUCGUGUGCACGGCACGGAAGGAGGAAGUACUGAGCCCAUGGACCACUUACUUCGCUCAUCUUCAUUUCUUCUGUCGAGAAACUACAUACACACAAUAUCGACAACAUCCGAGAGUCACGCUUCUUUCGACAUCAUUACACAUUCUCGUCAAGAGCAACUUCACCACUUCGCUCGGCCUCGCAGAAAGCGACAUGCAACGAUUCAAAAAUGCUCCGCCAGCUCCCUCGGCUGAGCUAUUCCAAUACGAAAAAUUGCCGCCUGAACUCGUAUCAGAAAUUCUCAAUAUCAACAAGAACCGCUCUCGAUCAGACAACAUCAAAGGACAGCCCGGCUUUCUCCUGGUGUGCAAGAAAUGGUAUGAUCUGCGUAUCAACAGAUCCAACCGCAAAUCUCAAGCCUACAUAAAAAUAACGGUCAAAGCCCAUCGUCGAAACGACGAAUUGAUCUUGAAUUUUUCCAGACUCAAAGGCGACACCAAGCUAGAGAACUCGAGACCAUCGUCAGAAGACAUCCACCACGCCGUCAAGAGACUCUCGAAUGCCGGCAUACUCUCCAUCAGCAUGACAGUCGACUGCUGUGAGCACUAG
Molecule: messenger RNA, 2673 nt
Organism: Pseudocercospora fijiensis CIRAD86
Lineage: Eukaryota; Fungi; Ascomycota; Dothideomycetes; Mycosphaerellales; Mycosphaerellaceae
Exons: 13
Coding region: 1-2673 (890 amino acids)
Source: RefSeq, a predicted model, not a curated record